CUGUGAUAGGUGCUGCAGUGCUGUCUCUGGUUACUAAGUUCACAGUCAUUUCCUAGAAGUUAACCAAAUGUGCUUUCCUGCAAAUCAGCAAGAUAAAGGGUGACAUGACUAUGUUCUUUCAAUGAAUCUGCUAAGACGCCUUCUGCAACAGCUCAGACGGGAAGUGGUGAUCUCUGUGCUGCUGUUUGCGGAAGUCAGCUGCAGGUGCAGGCUGCCAGAAGUUCACACCAGAUGAAGUUUUCACAGUGUCAUGCUGCAGCCAUAGAUGAAGACGAUCAUGAAGGCCAGAGUUUGUACAAGAAAGGAGUACGUUGCCAUUUUUCUCUUUCUGGCUGUCUUUGCCUUCAUCUUUCUGCUACGUAACACGGACAAUCUGAAGUCUCAGACUAAAGUGAAGUCCACCACCAUCGUCCCAAAAGUUUCCACUGAGCCUGACAUGCAUCACAGCUUCUGCACCUUCCAGCCACGAUCCCCUGAGGAUGCACUGGAGGAACGCCGUCUACUAGACUCCAUUGCUUGGCCUGAAGCUCCGCCUCUCUCAGAUCCUCUUUCCCUGAAUCAGACCAGUGAUCCAGCUCACAGCACCUUCACCAUUCUCCCAGGGAGGACAGGAGGACAGUGGCAUGUCGGCGAUCAGCUGGAGAUUAUUAUCAAAAUGUCUGAUUUCCAGGGCCGUCCCAAGAAGUCUGGGGGAGACUUCUUACUCGUCCAGCUGCACAAUCAGAAGCUUGGUGCAGGUGUGGUUGGGCAGGUGGUGGAUCAUCUCAAUGGCAGCUACUCUGCUGUUUUCUCUUUGCUCUGGGAAGGAGACGCACAGGUUGAGGUGAUGCUGGUUCACCCUCGUGAGGCUAUUCCAGUGCUGAACAGGCUGAACAGUGAACAGCCUGACAGGAUUUUCUUUCAGAGUGUCUUCCGCUUAGGCUACCGCUCUGAAACUGCCACCUGUAACGUGUGGCUACGUCAAACCAAUCGGCCGCUGUGCAACUACACUGACCUCCGGACAGGCGAACCUUGGUUCUGCUACAAGCCAAAGAUGUUGAGUUGUGGUGCCAGGAUCAGCCAUGUGAUGGGAGGAUUUGAAAAGAAAAUCAAGGCCUAUGAGGAGAAGCUCUUUGAAAGUGCUGUCAACAUGAAAGUCUCCCUUUGGGCUUCAGGACCUUCCAAUAUCACUGUAUUGCCAAAAAAGGAAGGUCAAUCAGAUGUGAAGAGCAGCAUUGUGACAUCUGGACCCUCUGGCUAUUACUACCAGGGUGUGUGGCGAGCACUAGGUGGCACCACAGUUCACCAGUUCAACGACUCCUCUGUUAUCAGUCAGUGUCUGAAAGGCAAAGUGGUCCACAUGUAUGGAGACUCCACCAUCAGGCAGUUGUUUGAAUACCUCAACGCAACACUACCAGAUCUUAAGAAGUUUAACCUGCACAGCCCAAAGCAAGUUGGACCUUUCAUGGCUUUAGACUAUGCAAACAACAUCUUGGUGACGUAUCGAUGUCAUGGUCCUCCGAUACGAUUUGCUGAAGUCCAAACCAGUCAGCUUCGUUAUAUUGCCAAUGAACUGGAUGGUGUAACUGGAGGCACCAACACUGUCAUCGUUCUUGGCAUCUGGUCUCACUUCAGCACUUUCCCCAUGGAGAUCUACAUCCGGCGGCUGCAGACCAUCCGCAGGGCGGUGGUGCGGCUGCUGGACAGGUCUCCAGGUACGCUGGUCAUCAUCCGGACAGCGAACCCCAAAGCUUUGGGUCUUUAUGAGACGUUAACCAACAGUGACUGGUACUCACUGCAGCGUGAUAAGGUGCUCAGAGCCAUGUUCAAAGGACUGAAUGUUCAUCUGCUCGAUGCCUGGGAGAUGGUCCUGGCCCACCACCUACCUCACAGCCUCCACCCACAACCUCCCAUUAUUAAGAAUAUGAUUGACGUUCUCUUGUCCAACGUGUGCCCUCAAAAAAGGGGUCAAGGGUUUGGGUUUGCUGGGGGAGAGGAGUGGAGAUUCAAGAACUCACUGAGUUUGUAGAACAAGUGCUUCAUCUCUGCUUCAGCAGUCCACUCACAGAUUACACUAUUGAAAUGUUACUAAUCUAUCUUUAAUCAGGGAAUGUUGACAGAAAACAAAAUAGAGAACUGCAUGAAAAGAAGCUCCGGGUGAUGUUGGUUCUGGGUAUGUGGGUAUAUAUCGCUGGAUGAUCACACUUUACAACCUUAUUACUUCUACCGUGUUUUAUGAUUGUCAAGCAGCAUUCUGGGAGAUGCAGGAAAUCAAUAUGGAACCAAGGAAACAGCUAGCCUAAAAAAGUAACAGAAUCUGCCUACCAGUACCUAUAACACUUACAUGGUAGAUCUUGUUGUCUUUGGGAAGGUCUUUCCUUUUCUUAACAAAAUGUUAUUUCAUGAAUAUCACAAGAUAUGAAUGGAUGGUAGGAAAAGAGUUAUGCUUUUGGAUGUAGGUUAGUGUAAAGUGGGGACUUUUUUGUAUUUGUUUAUAUACUGUCAGGUGUAAGUUGCAAAUAUCACAUUCUCUCUAAAGGUCAUUUUUUAGUAUUAUUUUGAGUAUGAUAAAAUAUAAUUGAUUUAAUUUUAAGUAUUCUUUUUAUCCCAGGGACUUUUCUAGCCUAUAUAUAUUUCAAGUCAGUUACAGAGUAUAAAACAAAAGUUAUAUGGAAGUCCUGAAACUGUGAGAAUGGAACUAAACAGAGGUGAUAAUUCAGUAGUUGCAGCAGAGAAGAGCAGAGGAGAAACUGCUGCUGUGUGUGCGGCCUCAAGAGUACAGAGUUCCUUGAAGCUCAUAUUGUAAAAGAUACAUGUUCUGAUGUUUCUUUUAUUCUGCCUGAGUGUCAGUGGGUGUUAGGAGUCGCACUCGGGUGUGGUCAGCAUCUAGUGACAAGUACAAAAAAUGCACAAAAAUGAAUUAAAGUGGGUCACGUCAUUAUGGUUUAUGGUCAGCACUAUGGUACCUCAGCGCAGUUUAAAAAAAGAUAUCUUAAUUAACCAGUUAUUCAAUGCAAGACAAGAACACUAAAAAUCAUCCGUAUCAAACACAUCUAUGACGUUGUGUGAUCCAGGUGCUUGCUCUCUCUGCUGUUUGUGACAAUAAUCCCUGGUGGUCUUUAAAAAACAAAAAAAGGUGUACAAAUUUUUUUUUUAAAUCAUGCCUUCUCUGUUUUUCUAUAAUAUGCACGUUUGUGGCUGUUCUCUGCAUGGAUGUUUUAUUCUGCUGUUAAUUCUAUGACAAGUGGCAGGCUAGUUACUCACUGUAGCUUGAUAAAGCUUGUUGCAGCUGCUGCAGCUUCCAUAGACUUUUAAUAUUAACUAUUAUCAGUUUUUUUUGUGAGUUCUGUUUGUUUUUUGGUCAGUUUGUGUAAGGCUACUGCAUUGUAAAUUUCCCAUUUGCUUAUAUGUCUUGUUAUUCGAUUAUUGUUAACCUUGCUGUGUGGUGUAUAAAACACCUGCAGGUGUAUCAAAUAAUCAGUUGUGCACACAGGCUGCACAGUGGGGUCUGUUAAAACUGAUUUUACCAUGAUGGAUAAGAUGUUGUUUCACUCAUCUACUGUAUAUUUAAUGUUGCUUCCAACCAAGUCAUUUGAUUGGUCUAGAAGCAGUCCAUAAGUGCUGAUGUAGAGGAUAAAAUCACUGGGACUUAGUGCAAACACUGUAAGGCAAAUAUCAUUGGCUAUGAGCUGCUUUCUGACUUGGCUAAAAUAAAUGGUAAAUGCACUGCACUUAUAUAGCUCUUUUAUCCAAAGCGCUUUACACUACAGACUGCGCUCAUUCAUCCGUUCACACACACAUUCAUACUGGUGGCCGAGGCGUUCUGGCGUUCUGGUUCUUGUUCUGGUGUUCCAUCAAUACUGAUGGAGUACUGUGUCAUGAACCUGCUCAUAGAUCAUGACAAAACAAGGGAGACCACACAUGUAUUCAAGUUAAAAGAAAAUAAUGUUUACUUAAUUAAUUGAAAACAACUGUUAGAAAAAUAGCUUCAGGAAACCUUGAAAAUUGAAUAAUCUACCAACCGAAAAUCCUCACCUAUUUUCUCUGCGCACAAAUGACAAAAAUAAAUGAACGACGUGUAAUAAUUGUUUCUACUUCUCCGCCCUCUGUUGUGAGAAGGGAGAUCUGCGUGUUGUGAAACAGGAACACAGGCAGAGUGGCAGCGUGGAUCAAUAAACGUAUGCCGUUAAUAAGUUCAUAUUCAGCGGGUUAUUUGUGUUGAUUCAAACAGCUGUGUAAGCAGAAAAUGUAUUCUGAGGUAGGCUUCUUAAAUUCUACUUCACACACAUAUAUAUAUGUGUGUGUGUGUGUGUGUGUGUGUGCGUGCAUAUAUAUCAUAAUAAAAUGAAACCACAGUAAACACAGUUAACAGAGGAUUGUGUCAAAAUAAACAAAAUGUUUCCACCACUGUUAGGUCAGUGUCAGUCUUGGCUAUUUGUAAUGCAAAAGGGCUGUCUUCUCCAGAAUUAUAUGUAUUAAGAGGAAUUGCAUUUGCGAAAGGCUCAAUCAUUUGUGCCAAUCAUCACAUCAGUAUACUGUUAAAGGAGGAACUGUUACAGGAAGUUGUCCAGUUGGUUGGCAGUUGCAAUAAACCAGUACAUUUUUUAUAACCACAGAACUUGAACCUUAAAGUAGCAUGACUUUUGCUUUCUUCCCUCUGCUCUUUGGAUCGUUUUUUGCACAAGCCAGUCUUCUGGAUAAUUUCUUUCUCUAAAUUUAGAGAACAUCUAUCUUUUUGUAUUCUUCUGGAUCAUAUUCUUCAGUCUGGUGAGUUGACUUACAGGAAGACUUUUUGAUGGGGAUGGGAUGAAAGCGUUGGGCAUGAUGACGUGUACUCUGAUCGGUUGGUUUAGUGUAAAGGGAACAAGAGAGGACGGCAUAUGUGUGUUGAAAAAAUCUAUUUGCUCAAGGCAUUGUAUGUCGUUAAAGGUCCCCUAUUGUGAAAAAUGUGGUCUGUUGGCCCACCUACGGGCCAUUUUAAUUUGCCACUCGUUGGUGCGUAGACUCCGGGGAAUUAGCAUACAUUGGUGAAUAAUUACUCCCAGAGCCGUCAAUCAAGGCUUUGACUGCUCCCACCUGCCACCUGUCAGUCCGUCUCAGACGUCAUUGCGACUUCAGUAGCAUCUGCCAUUAGUGAUGGCUGAUCGAGGCUUUGUUGAAGCUUCGACACUUUUUUACAAAACAUGGUUCAUUACUCGAAGCUUCAAUGACACACAGUGCUCCAGUAGAACAUCUAGUGGUAAAUAAAAUGAAGUGCAAUCGAGACGUGUCAUUGAUUGGUUCAUGGAUUUGUUUUCAACUACACUAGUUGACUGUAUGUUUCGAGUCGAUAUAACAACAAUGUUGCUAAUAGUGGGGAAUCCUGACGGCUCACACUGUAAGGCAGAGUCCUUGCUGCGGCGGACCCGGGUUUGAAUCCAGCCUGAGGUCCUUUUGCCGCAUGUCCUCCCCUCUGUCUCCCCCUUUCUAUCUAUUACUGCAUGAAAAAUGCCAAAAAAAAUUAAGCUUAAAAAAAUCAAAUAAAUA
Centropristis striata (black sea bass) is the source of this 5505-nucleotide messenger RNA. Its product is annotated as NXPE family member 3-like. The record is from RefSeq and is a predicted model, not a curated record. The transcript is spliced from 8 exons. NCBI's taxonomy places the organism in Eukaryota, Metazoa, Chordata, Actinopteri, Perciformes, Serranidae. Bases 266 to 2008 code for a protein of 580 amino acids.